Messenger RNA from Talaromyces atroroseus, 918 nucleotides. RefSeq lists its product as hypothetical. The transcript has 3 exons. Gene Ontology annotation, molecular function: CDP-diacylglycerol-inositol 3-phosphatidyltransferase activity. The record is from RefSeq and is a predicted model, not a curated record. Gene Ontology annotation, biological process: phosphatidylinositol biosynthetic process. The coding region runs from base 1 to 918 and encodes 305 amino acids. Gene Ontology annotation, cellular component: membrane; Golgi apparatus. NCBI's taxonomy places the organism in Eukaryota, Fungi, Ascomycota, Eurotiomycetes, Eurotiales, Trichocomaceae.
AUGAGUGUGAGAACAAGGAGACAGAAAGCCGCUGAGACGGCCACGGCCGAUGAAAAGCCCGCGCCAACAGGCAACGGAGUCGCACGCGCAACUUCUGCUCAGAAGGGAGCUGAAGCUGGGCCGCGUGAAAAUGUCUAUUUGUUCUGGCCGAACAUCGUCGGCUAUGCCCGAGUCGUCUUGGCAGUAGCAUCACUAUACUACAUGCCCCUUCACCCACGAACGUGCUCAUUUUUAUACAGUAUCUCGUGCUUGUUGGAUGCUCUGGAUGGAUAUCUCGCGCGAUUAUUCCAUCAAUCUACCACAUUUGGCAGCGUGCUCGACAUGGUUACGGACCGUUGCACGACUGCAUGUCUGUUGGUUUUCUUGAGCUCAGCUUGGCCCCGCUGGUCCAUCGUCUUCCAGGGCUUGAUCAGUCUGGAUCUCGCCAGUCACUACAUGCACAUGUAUGCUACCCUGAGCAUGGGUGGUGCUGGACAGAGCCACAAGAAAGUCGACUCGAGCCGCAGCUGGAUUUUACAUAAAUAUUAUACAAGCAGGACCGUGUUGUUCGUGUUCUGCCUCUUUAACGAGCUGUUCUUCAUUGGAUUAUAUCUGCUUUCGUUCUCGUCGCCGAAACUGUCCCCAUCUUUAUUGCAACCACCUCCAAACAUCGAGCCCAUGACCGCUCAGCCAGGAAACCCGGCGCAUGAACCGCCCAGUUCACUGUUUGCUAGUCCAUGGAGUGCGGGCGCCCUUGAACUAGCUCGUGCAAACAAGCUAGACAGCACUUUGCCAUGGAUAAUCACCGGUGUUUCGGCUCCCAUCAUGGCUAUAAAGCAGUUUAUCAAUGUUGUACAGAUGGUGAAAGCCAGCAACUGGCUUGUAGAGGGAGAUCUCGCUACCCGCAGAGCUGCCAGGGCUGAGGGCAAAUUGGCUUAG